AUGGAGACUUCUGGCAGUGGGUGGGCAGCUGAGCUCACUCCCCCAUGUGUGACACAAGCUGUAAAUGGGAAUGACUCCGGUCAGGUGUUUGAGGUGGCGCUGCAGAACAGCUCCUCCAAACGCAGCCCCCAGUUUGUAGGCGUGGAGUUGCUGCAGUCUUUCAAGCUGCUCAUCAUUCCCUGCUACACUCUUGUGGCUCUGGUGGGCGUCUUUGGCAACUACCUGCUUCUCUAUGUCAUCUGCCGCACUCGCAAGAUGCACAACGUCACCAACUUUUUCAUUGGAAACCUGGCUUUCUCUGACAUGCUGAUGUGUGCUACGUGUGUCCCCUUCACGCUGGCCUAUGCCUUCAACCCACACGGUUGGGUCUUUGGUCGCUUCAUGUGCUACCUGGUGUACCUCAUACAGCCAGUGACGGUGUAUGUGUCAGUGUUCACCCUCACUGCCAUUGGUGUGGACAGAUAUUAUGCCACGGUGCACCCUUUGAAAAAGCGGAUCUCAGUCUUGGCUUGCACCUACCUUCUAUCUGGGAUCUGGCUGCUGUCCUGUUGUCUGGUGGCCCCGGCCGUGGCUCACACCUAUCAUGUGGAAUUUAAAAAUGAAGGCUUCAUCAUCUGUGAGGAGUUCUGGAUGGGUCAGGAAAGGGAACGGCUGGCCUACGCCUACAGCACUCUCUUCAUCACCUAUGUCCUGCCUCUGUCAGCCCUCUGCAUCUCUUACCUGUGCAUCUCUGUCAAACUGCGGAACUGUGUCAUACCUGGCCACCACACAGAGAGCCAGGCAGAGGCUCAGCGCAUGCGCAAGCGCAAGACCUUCCGUCUGGUGUCCCUGGUCGUGGCGGCGUUUGGCAUCUGCUGGAUGCCCAUCAGUGUGUUUAAUGUCCUGCGUGACAUUGACAUCGAUCUGAUUGACAAGCAGUACUUUCUCCUCAUUCAGCUGCUUUGCCAUCUGUGUGCAAUGAGCUCAUCCUGCUGCAACCCUUUCCUCUACGCCUGGCUGCAUGACCGCUUUCGAGCUGAGCUUCGCAAAAUGUUCACAUGCCGCCGUCGCAUUGGCAUCUCAGCCAACAACUGCGCCACAGCCAGCGUGGUGUUGUGA
Molecule: messenger RNA, 1098 nt
Organism: Archocentrus centrarchus (flier cichlid)
Lineage: Eukaryota; Metazoa; Chordata; Actinopteri; Cichliformes; Cichlidae
Gene: prlhr2a
Product: prolactin releasing hormone receptor 2a
Exons: 2
Coding region: 1-1098 (365 amino acids)
Biological process (GO): G protein-coupled receptor signaling pathway
Cellular component (GO): neuron projection; plasma membrane
Molecular function (GO): neuropeptide binding; neuropeptide Y receptor activity
Source: RefSeq, a predicted model, not a curated record